Molecule: messenger RNA, 1691 nt
Organism: Solanum dulcamara
Lineage: Eukaryota; Viridiplantae; Streptophyta; Magnoliopsida; Solanales; Solanaceae
Product: serine/threonine-protein kinase PBL34-like
Exons: 6
Coding region: 139-1461 (440 amino acids)
Biological process (GO): protein phosphorylation
Molecular function (GO): protein kinase activity; ATP binding
Source: RefSeq, a predicted model, not a curated record
AAAAGUUUGAAUAACCCCUUACUCCUACCUGGUUCCACUCCUGUCUCUCACUCUCUUCCUUUAUUAAUCCCAUAUAUGGUGAAUCUUUUCUUUGUUCCCCAUCUCUCUUCUCUUAAUUAGUAAUUUUUUUUUCUCUUCAUGGAGAAGGAGAAGAAGAAGGAGAAGAAUUGUGGUUGUUGGGCUGUUCUUAGGCUGAGUAAUGUUAUUGGAGGAUCCUCUGUCUCUAAACACUCUGCUAAUUCUAUUCCAAGAACUAGUCUUGUCUAUGAUGCAGCCACAGAGACUCGUUACCUAAAUGCUAGCAGCCGCGAGAUGUGUGUACCUGAUGAAGCAAGAGUAUCUACUGAUACACCUACUGAUCCACCAACACAGCCUCCACCAGCAGCAGAAAACAAAGUGCAGCGGCAGCUGCUUCAGUUUACAUUUCACGAGCUAAAAUCUGCAACGGGGAACUUCAGACCGGAUAGCAUUCUUGGUGAAGGUGGAUUUGGAUAUGUAUUCAAAGGCUGGAUAGAGGAGAACGGAACAGCACCAGCAAAGCCCGGUUCUGGGAUUACGGUUGCUGUCAAGAGCUUGAAACCGGAUGGUCUUCAAGGUCAUAGAGAAUGGGUGGCAGAAGUAGACUUCCUUGGACAGCUUCAUCAUCCUAAUCUUGUCAAGUUAAUUGGAUAUUGCAUCGAAGAUGACCAAAGGCUUCUUGUUUAUGAGUUUAUGACUCGUGGAAGCCUCGAAAACCAUCUCUUCAGAAGGACGAUACCUCUCCCAUGGUCCAACAGGAUAAAAAUUGCACUUGGUGCAGCCAAAGGCUUAGCGUUUCUCCAUGGAGGCCCUAAACCUGUCAUUUAUAGAGAUUUCAAGACAUCAAAUAUCUUACUUGAUUCGGAGUAUAAUGCUAAGCUUUCAGACUUCGGCCUUGCUAAAGCUGGUCCUCAAGGUGACAAAACACAUGUUUCUACAAGAGUUGUAGGAACUUAUGGAUAUGCUGCUCCUGAAUAUGUGAUGACAGGACAUUUGACAGCAAAGAGCGACGUUUUCAGUUUUGGUGUUGUGCUGUUAGAGAUUUUAACAGGUAGGAGGUCUAUGGACAAAAAGAGGCCGAGUGGAGAACAAAAUCUUGUAGCAUGGGCAAGGCCAUAUUUAGCUGACAAGAGAAAGUUUUAUCAACUCGUGGACCCUCGUCUGGAGCUAAAUUACUCCGUUAAAGGGGUUCAAAAGAUCUCACAGCUAGCUUACAUUUGCUUAAGCAGGGAUCCUAAAUCUCGUCCUUCCAUGGACGAAGUUGUGAAAGCUCUGACUCCACUACUAGACCUCAAUGAUCUCGCUAUAUUAUCAAAUCAUUCUCGGUUAACACAAUCAGGAAGACGCAAGAAGAAACUAGACGGAAUGCAACAACUUAGCUAUAAUCAUUCCAGGAGUAUCAGAGGAUCUCCAUUACACUCUGGUAGGCAACAUUGUAAAUAAUGCAUUUUCCCUUUUCUCCGAAACUAAAUACUAGACUUGGAAAUUGAAGAAACAACAAGGCUUUAUUAUAAUGUGUGUUCUGAAAUUUCAUGAGGCUAUGAAUACAAUUUGAGGAGUAGUUCAUUUUCCUCUUAUCAAAAUGUGAAAUCCGUAGAGCAGCAUCCAUAUAUAACCGUGAUGAAAUAUAGCAAUGUAAUUGCAAAACUUCUAUUUCUGGAGUGUUGCUUGCA